Xyrichtys novacula (pearly razorfish) is the source of this 9979-nucleotide messenger RNA. Lineage: Eukaryota; Metazoa; Chordata; Actinopteri; Labriformes; Labridae. The record is from the annotation of a GenBank genome assembly.
AUGGACGAAGACCGAAACCUGCCAAAGUAAGUCAAAACUGAUUAAAAUAUGAACUAAUAUACACAGAAGUACUGUUUUUAAACCAUUUUCAUUCAUUGAAUGUUUAACUUAUUUAUAAUUUAGGCUUUUUCAACUGUUUAAGAGUUUAUAUAUAAACACUCAUUUUAUUAGACAUGUAACUCUGCACACCGUUAUUUAAUAUAUACUUUUAAUAUUGAUACUGUAUUUAAACAAAAUGCAUAUUUACCUCCAUGUAUAAAACCCACCUGUAAUAUUAUAUGUAUAUAAAUUUCUUCACAAUGACAAUCACUCCACUGCACUCCUCAUCAUUGUACUUUUGCACUACUGUCUUUUAUAUACGAGUUUAAUGUCCACUUCAAGCUUGUUCAUACUUUGUAAUUUUUUUAAUAGUUUAUAAUAUUAUAAUAUUAAAGUAGCUAGAAAAGUUGAUGUCCUAAUAGUCUGUCUGAUGGUGCCUGAGUGUUUAUUAGUUUUUAUUGUUGAUGAAAUUUUAACUCCGGUAUUUACUGACACUUGUGUUUCUGAACACUUUUACCUCACUUUAUCUGUUAUCUGUGCUUAAGCACAGCUAAUUACAGGCUCUGAGCAAAGUCUUCAUUCAUUUCUAACAAAAUGCCCAUUAUCAACAUGUAUUUUUAAGCAUUUCUAUCUUUUAUUUCUUCAUCUUUUAUUAUAUCUAACCAACAUACUGUGUUUGUCGAUUCUUUAGGAGGCCGUGGGACACUUGUCGAGAGCUCCCCGUCAUUGAAGAUGACCAUACGCCAUGGAAAAUGAUCAAAUUGCUGAGGACCGUCUGUCUUCUGGUGGUCGCCAUAAUUGUUUUCGGGUUGGCUCUCUGCAGCAAGGUUUGUUAAAAAUAAACAGAUAUAAUAUGUACAACUGUGUGUAUGUAGGGAUGGUUUUAAAAAUAUAUAUAUAUAUUUCAUUUUUUUGUCUCCAUCCAAAUUAAGUCAACUGAGCUGUCUUACUCUUCUUCUUUUCCAGACGUCUUUCCUGCUGCUCAUCACUCUGUCCAAUGAAGGCACCAAGGUCCUCUCAGAUGAGCGGAAACCUGUGGCUCUGCUGUGUAUUGGCUGCUCUCUUAUAACUCCCAGUGUCCUUCUCAUAGUAAAGAGCAUCUGGAAAGCUUGUUACAAGUCCUCAAAGAUGCCGGCGAAGGCUACGGUUGCUCUGGUGAGAACAUGUCAAGGCCAUCGUUGAAGCCUGAAAAGACAUGGCGGCUGUCUUUUAGAUUCUCUUUGACCUUCUGCUCACAGUUUUCAUGUCUUCUCCAUCUAUAGGUUCUGUUCUUCGAGUUCUUGAUAUCUCUUGGAGCAGCAAUCCUCACAAUCGUUGCGAUGCCGCACUUGGACAUCGUCACCAACGUCACGAUACUGAACGGUGUAGCCGUCCUCUCCUCCUUCCUGCAGGUGAUCACUCAAUGCAACGCCAAGGAAAGGAACCGUUUCCUGGUGCCUUCAAUCACCGCCUUCCUCCUCCUUUUGCUCGGCUAUGUCCUGUUCCUCUACUUGUACGUUACAAAGGACAGCACUAACACAAAGAUGAUGAUUUGGGUGGGCCUGGCCGUCGGUGCGUCCUUCUUUGUGUCUCUGAACUGGUGGGAAAACUACUUGACACUGAUCAGUCAGAACAGCAGCUCCGUCGUCCUGAAGAGCCUGUGCACAGACGUGAGAAGGAGUCAGAACAUGUUGAAUAUCCUCACCAGUCUGCUCAGAAUCGCAGUGACCGCCGUUGUGCUCGGCAUCUACGUCCCCCUCGCCAAAAUGGACUGGGACAUAGUCAACUUUAUCCCAAGACGUGAGACGAGAAUCAUCGCAAUCAUCAUUGGCGUCCAGCUGAUCUCUUCUGUGCUAUGUCACUGGUUUGCAUUGGCAGCUUGCAAGAUGCACGCCCUGCGACGGUGCUUCGUCCUGCCUCUGUACCUGGCCUCUCUGGCUGUCAUGGCUCUGCUCGUCAUCCCGGUUAUCGUUUACUAUCAGGACUACAGAAACAGUCUGAACGGGACUCUAAAUACCAACUUCACAAACUACUGUGCUGUGGUCGUUGAUGGAAGAAGUGGAAACAUGAAUGGCAGUGUGUUCCCAGAUCUGGUUCUGGAUGUUACGCACACUCUGUGCUUCUUGGAUAUGUCCAAGAUGGCCGACAUUGGCAUCCUGACAGGUAAAAACUUAGAAUUAUAGGGUCACGCUUUCACAUCAAACAAUACCAGUUGAAUUGCAAGAUAUUAUCUGCAUUAAAAAUGUUGGUCCCCUUCAAGUAUUGCUUCCUAUGAUCACCCUUUUCCCUAAUUAAGGAUCAACCAGGACCCUUUUAAGGGUUCUGCCCAAAAUCCAACAAAAAGGGGUUUUGUCUAGAAUCAUCAGGACCAUAUUCAAACUGUUAGGGUUCAUGGGAGGAACUUGUACUGGGCACCUUGGCUCUUGAAGGGCUCUGGGAAUCAAAGAUACCCCAAAAACACCCAAAAUUAAAUCCUGAGUUUGACCCACAAAGUUUGAUAAAAUCAGGGUCAGGACCUCGGUUCAGGUCAGGCAACAGAAAAAAACAAUAAAGUAACACUUCAAACUUGUAAAAUACAUGCAACAGUUUACUCAUCAAGUAUGAGUAAUUGCAUUGGAACAUCAGAACAAAAUAAACUUAAUUGAUUUCACGAUUUGCAUUAAUCAGGGGAAUGUCUUCCCCUCUAAGAAUAGAGGUAAUCUCUGUGCCUGACGCUAAGAAAUUGACUCAUUUGUGAACUUUUGUCUUUUUCCAGGUUCGGCCGUGUCCUGGUGGCUCGGACUUGUGUUGGCCACCCUCCACUUGUGGCAACUCAGUCUGUAUCGCAUCCAGAGGACUCAGGACUUGUUCGUCCGGAGGCUUUAUGAGGGAGGAUUCAUAGAGCAGUCACUGCUCCUCAACACUCGAUUCGACGUCCAGAAAGUUCAAAAGCGGAGACGGUAAGUACACCAAUGUGAAGCGUGGCUUCUUCUACGUGUUACCUAAUAGUGAUUUGCAAAUGUUAAUCAAACAAUUCAUAAAUGACGAGCUCCAAAAGGACAUACCAUGAGGCUCUCAACAAUUAUUAUCUCUGAAUUUAACCUCUUGGUGUAAUUACACACUGGGACAUGUUACAUAAAAGGUGGUGGUUUCAAGGCUUUCAAGUGAGACAAUGGAUGUGUUGGAAACCUGCUUGGUAUUGUUCAAUCUUAAACUAUGAUUAGAAACUAUAAGAGGUGUGUCCUCAAACCUCAGCGCUAAUACUAGACUACGCAAAUAUAGAUGGUUCAGUAAAGGGACAGGUUGAACCGUAUGUUGUUUUUGUCAUGAUGAGGGGUUCUCACCAGUUUCUCAUCAAGCAUGUCUAAUUAUACAAGUAUUUUCAGCUUUUCUGUACAAGCCCUUCUUAUUUCAGAAUAUUUUUGUCUUUGCCAGACUCCGAUCUCUUGAUCCAGUCAAAGUGUUCCUUUGCGCGACCAUGUGGCACGAAACCUACGACGAGAUGAUGAAGAUUGUCAUUUCUAUAUUCCGGUGAGUUUCACAUCAACUGUCCUCUCAGGGAAAUAGAUUUGAUGCGGAUUAAUCCAGAUUUACUUAUCUUCAUCUGAUUCUUAUUACUCCCCAGGUUUGACAAAUACAGGCCAAAGAAAGAAGGAGGAAAAAGUGAUGUGACUUUUGAAGGUCACAUCUACUUCGACGAUGCUUUCAAGAAGGUUCCCGGCAGUCAUGGCCCCCACGUCAACGAAUACGCAGAGAUGCUUGUAAACAUAAUCCGAGAAGUCUACGGGUAAAGCAAGAGAGAUUAACCUUUUAACCUCAAGAGUUGAAAAGUCUAAUAGAUGAUCCUUUGAAUUAAUCUUUUCACUCUUUGUCAACAGCAUCUUCUUAAACAUAGAUAAAGGACUCUUCAAAAAGCGGCAGCAGAUUCCUGAUCAGUCCAUCAUCAGGACGUCGUACGGAGGACGUCUGGUGAUCACCAUGCCUCACGGGAACACUUUGACAGUCCACUUUAAGGACAGGCAGUUCAUCCGCCACAAGAAGAGGUGGUCUCAGGUAGGAAAGCAAGAAGUAGUUAUAUUGAUACCGGCAUCUGAAGCAAAUCCACCUUGACAUUGGGGACAGCUUGACACGCUAUAGGGUCGAAACCUGUUCUUUUAAGACAACUUAUUCCUCUGUUUAUCCAACAUGAAUCUGCUCAGUCAACCAAAUAUUUUUCCAUUUUCAGGUCAUGUACUUGUACUAUCUCCUGGGCUGGAAGCUUGCCACUAGCUAUUACAAACGGUGGAGCAAAGCAGGGGAAGAUACCGAGCUGAAAAAGGAGUUUGAGGUAAGAUGGUGACAAUUAUCAGCUCUGAAAUCAAACAGGUGUGUGUAUGUGUAAAACAAACAAAAACUGUCUAUUCCUCCAGAGAGAGAAGCACAACACCUACCUCCUGGCUCUAGAUGGAGACACCGACUUUCACCCGUCCUCUGUGAUGCUGCUAAUCGAUCGUCUGAGACUGUACCCACUUGUUGGUGCAGCAUGUGGAAGGAUUCACCCCACUGGAUCAGGUUGGUCAUUUAUAAACAUGCCUUUUUAAAGCAGCGAGGAUGGUGUCAGACAGUAGAAACCACCAUGUUCAGGCUUCGAGUCAACGCUUCUUUCCUUUCCGCGCAGGUCCCAUGGUGUGGUACCAGAAGUUUGAGUACGCCGUCGGUCACUGGCUUCAUAAGACAGCAGAGCACGUGUACGGCUGUGUGCUCUGUAGCCCGGGAUGCUUCAGUCUGUUUAGAGCAUCGGCGCUGAUGGACGACAACGUAAUGAAGAAAUACACAAUCAAGUCUUCAAGGCCUGCACAUUACAUCCAGUUCGACCAAGGUAAGAGAAAAGGCAGAUAAACAGAGGGAUGGUUUUCAAUGAGAGUUGGGUAAACACUUUUUGUCAGACUCUUUUUAGUUCAGUUUUUUAAACCUGUCGCUUCCCCCUGCAGGAGAAGAUCGCUGGCUGUGUACUCUUCUGCUAAAGCAAGGAUGGAGAGUGGAGUACAACGCAGCGUCAGACGCUUACACCAACGCCCCAGAGGAGUUCAAAGAGUUUUUCAACCAGGUGAUUUCAAGAGCCUCUUCAAAUAAUCGUUGCUUUUGUUCGGUCUUGCACUGCCCAACACGUUUGUUUUUUGUGCUGCUCCAUGUGACAGUAAAGUGGUUCUUUGGGCUAGACAAAACUUUAUGGCCUUUUAUUGUGCUUAUUCACAUUGUAAAAAAAGAUAAUUACCUGGUACUUGUCUAUAAAACAAAGGCAGGAAUGAGCCAAAAUAGAUAUGUAGUUAUGCUGUUGAAAUCAUGUAGAGGGAACGUCAUGGCUUUAGAAAUAUGCUGUUGUGUAACUGACCUCUAAGUUACAUAAAUGACUAAGAAAACACAAAUUCAGCUUUGUCAACAUCUAAACAUAAUGUGACAUGUUUCCAUUUUACCUUGUGUGAGGUUGCCAUGCUCACUACUUUCAAUACUUUAACGUUUCACCACAAGUCUGUCGCUAAGCUUUACUUGCUGUUUCCAGCGUCGUCGUUGGACUCCGUCCACCUUGGCCAACAUCGUGGACUUACUCGGCUCGACCACCGUGAUCUCAAAGAGGAACCCAUCUAUGUCCAAACCCUACAUGUUCUACCAGCUCGUCAGCUUGGCUUCGUCGGUUCUGUCUCCGUCCACCGUCAUCCUCAUGAUCGCAGGUCGGUCCUGUUGAGGGAUCAGUGUCACUACUAUUGAGUUCAAAUUUCUUGAUGUCCAAAAAUUACGUUACUGAGGAAAUAGUCGAAUCUUGCUUGAGAAACAACCUUUUAAAAAGUUGUUCCCAUGUUUUAUUUUGAUCACUUUAAAUCAUUUGAGACCUCACUUUGUUGAUAAAAUCAGACAAAAAUGUGUGUUUGAGUGUGUUUUUAUGAUGACUUCUCUUAACAUUUGAUUAAUUAUUAACAUCCGUAAGCGCCAAAUGAAUUGAUUAAUUUAGAGUACAGACGUUGUGAAACCAUUAUUCUUUUGUUUACCUCCCUUCGUCCUUCAGGUAGCUUGACUGUGCUGCUUGACAUCCAUCCUAACUGGGCUCUGUUCUUGGCUUUGAUACCUCCCGUCAUCUUCCUCGCCGUCAGCUUCAAAAUCAAGGCAGACACUCAGAUCCUUUUCGCAGCGGUCUUGGGCGUCCUGUACGCCUUCCUCAUGAUGAUAUCAGCACUGGUCAUAAUCGGUAUGUGUUGCACAAAUGCUACUAAACCUCUUCACGACGAAAGGUCUCCCGCUUUUAAGUCCCAUGAUCAUUUUUUCCUUACUUUUUAGGAAGCAUGGUGGAGCAACAAACCAUCAUGACUCCCAGCAGCCUCUUCAUCAUCGCCCUCGCCUGCUUCUACUUCGUCACUGCGCUCCUGCAUCCUCAGGAGGUUGGCCUGAUCGCCUACGGCUUUCUGUACAUCCUCUGCAUCCCGAGUGCCUACCUGCUGCUGGCUGUUUACUCUAUGGUCAACAUGAACAAUGUGUCCUGGGGCACAAGAGAGACGAUGCCCCCUGCUGGACCUGCUCAACAAGCAGGCGCAACCCCUCAAACCCAAGCUCAGAAAGGUAGUAACCCCUAACCCUAACCCUGACCUAAACAGUAGUUGGGAUAAAUACCUUCAAUAUGGAGCUACUAUCACUAUUAAUCAGUAUCCAGACGACACUCCGUUCUAUGUUUGUAAUUCGUUUUUUUGUUUUGCAGCCAAAAAUGCAUUCACUCGUUUCUUUAUGCGAGCCAAAUGCUGCAGGAAACUGUGCAGAAAAGAAGACACAGAAGAGCUCAUCAGCAACCAGGAGGUUGAGGUAGAGAGGCAGGAACCCCAACCCCAAAACACCAUUGUGGAGGAUGUGAAGGAGGUGCCGAGGUAAGACGGUGUGUCUUUAGCAACCAAAGCAACCUUAAGGAGGUGUGUUAAAUCAGUGUGUUGCAAAAUAACUAAGAAAACGAUAAAAUAAUGCUACCUACCUUGGCAGUUACUCCAAACAAACAUGGCCUCCAAAAUCAAUGAGAGGAGAGUUGACUACAUUUUUUUAAAUUCAGAAAUGCUGCGUCGGAAUUCCUUAUUGAUUAAAAAACUUUUACGCAAUGUCUGAAUAUAAAAAUAGUUGAUUUGCACGUGAGUCAAGUGAUAGUGAACAUAGUUUUCCAUAUCUAGCUAGUCUUAAAGUUUGACUCCGACAACUGUAAACUAUGAAAAAUAUACUUUUAAAAUCUAUUUAACAGUCAGUGUUUCAUCAGCGACACAAAACCCCGAAGUCUCCAAACUGGUUUUCUGUUUUUUUUCUUGAAUCUUUCUUUUCUAGACAAGCAGAGCCUGUUUUCUCCUGUCCUAGUCAGUGUAAGUCUUAUCAACAUUUAGCUUUAAAUGAGUUUCAAAACGAAAAUUCCCACAUUUCACGCACUUUCAUGCCACGUGAUGUUCCGUUCUUGUUCUUUUGUCCAGGUUGGGUCACGCAGCUGCAGAGUUUGUCAGACGACAUGCGCCUCUACGAGGACGAGCUCGAUCCGGUAAAUUCUCAGUUUUAUUGCUCUCUGUUAGCUUCUCUCUGACUCACCGUAAUUGUCUUGUGUGUGUUUGUUCUCAUUAUCUGUGAUGAAAAUAGAAAAUGACGGCCAUAAAAGUAAAUUUGCUGCACGUGCGCUAACAUGAGUGAUCAGUCAGUUUACGAGGAAUUAAAAAGUGUAAUGGUGUUUUAAAGAUGGGGUUGCAAACAGGAAAAAGAGCAGAUAGAAGUAAAUUGAUGAUUUAAGGAUCCUUUACUCUUAGGGAGGAUAUGAGCGCUAUUUACAGCAGCUUUUUACAUGUGUCCUGUCAAUCCAUAAGCCAAUGAAAUAUAAAAAAACUUGAGUUCUUUCAGAAAAAUAACAAACUCUACAACACUUUUGUUUCUCUGCAGGAGGAAGACCAGUUUUUCCGAGAGCUCACUGCCAAAUAUUUGGAGCCUCUUCAGGAAAACAAAAAGAAGCAGGAAGAAAUGGCUGCUGAGCUGAAAGAGCUGAGAAACAAAGUAAGAAAAUAAAAAUGUGUUUUAAACCUUUUAUCGAUGUGUUUGACUGUUAUGAAACAAUACUGAUAAAGCUCUUCAUGCACAGGUCACCUUCGUCUACUUCAUCUGUAACGCCUUCUGGAUCGUAGCGACCUUCACCCUGCAGGUCACAAACACGUCCGUCUUCAUCCAGGUGCCGAAGGUUGACAUAAACCUGCAGUACACCGGAGAGUACCUUUACAUCGAGCCCAUAGGCUUCAUGUUCAUCAUCGCUUUUGCCCUGCUGGUCCUCGUCCAGUUCAUCGCCAUGUUGUAUCACAGGUAACAACUGGCGGUUCCUUCAGAAGUGUCAGUGUGACGAGGACGUGUCCGUCGGCCUUUUUACCUCUAAUGUUGUCAUUUGUUUCCAGGAUAUACACCCUGAUCCAUUUUGUGGCCUAUCUGGAUACAGAGUCCAGGCAGGAGAAACAGAUGUAUGAAGUCAAACAGGUAAAUACGACAGUUUUACAGCUGCAAUUGUUAAUGUUAUUCAACAACCGGCACAUGAAGUAUUAUUGUAGUUUUGCUCAGUGGGCGGCUACAGCAAACUCAUGGUAGCUGCUGCUCCUUCUUUGUCUCCUUCAGCAUCAUAUCCAUCUAUAUUCAAGGUGAAGUAGGCAGGAUCUGAGGAAGUGCCAGUUUUUAGGAGAAAUCUUGAAUGGGGCCCAGUCAACAUAAAAGUUAACAGCAUUGGUGCUACUGUAGAUGCCAACAGACUACCAGCCAACACAAUGUUUGCAGGACUUCUACAACGAGGAUAAAGUGACAUAAUUCAGGACCUGAGGUCAACAGUUUAGCAGCGCUACAACACGCAGCAGGUCCCGUUUGACAAGAAACACUUCUGUUACAGACACUUGUCUUACUUUGUUAAAGUGGUUUACCUGUCCAGCAGAAAGGUUACAGGGUCCGUAAGAUCCUGAAGCCUUCACUGAUGUGUUAUGUUGACUUGGCAUUUUAGCUCUUGUCCGGUCUACCUCCAUUUUAAGCGCCCGUUAUUCCGCCAGAGUCUCCGGUAUUUACUUUGUUUUCUUGCUUGUGUCGGCAGUCGUGGCCAAAGGAGGAUUCAGACAAUUUUCCGAACUUUCUGGUUGGUUUCUACUGUCCGAUAUUGUAGCACGCUAACAUUUGUUUGGGCUCCUGUAUGUUAUUCAAGGAUAGGGGAGCAGCGUCUGCCUCACAAACAAUCAGGUUGGGGGAGGCGGAGAACGGCUUUGUUUACAGUCAGAAAGAGCGGACCGAUCAAAAAUGUUAAAAUGUUGACUACACAGACAUAACAAAACACAGCGAUAUCGUUAUAUUACCAAAUGUCAUAUAUAUAUAUAUAUAUAUAUAUAUACAUACAACAAAAAAAGAUGCUUCUUUGACAGAUUCCUGCCUACCCCACCUUUAAGGGUUGCGCAACAGCUUAUAUUUACUGGUUGUUUUAAUUAUAGUCGACUUGAAGUUGAAUGAAUUGUUUUGCAUCUGAUGAAUGUAAAGUAAACACUGUAAUUGAUGCUGUGAUUGCAUCAAAUCUUUACAGGAAGUGCCAAUUAUUAUGUCAGCGCUGACCACAGAAUAAAUACUGACUCAUCGCUGAUUACAGCCCACACCCACGCUAACGCGGCGGUGGAAAGUUUGUUGGCACGUUCGUUGUUCUAGGCGUGGUGGCUCAGCACUGAUGUGAAUUAUAAUUAUGUGAAUACUCCGCAGGUCAAAGACGACAAAGAUGAUAAAGAUGAUACAGCUGAUAAUGACGAUGAGAACAAUGAGGAAUAUGAAGACGAAUUUGAAGACGAUGAAGAUUACGACAACGACAGCCUCAUGUUCCCCAGUCUGCACCACAGGGCCUACGACAGCGGGACUUUGGUGUAACUCGGAGACGAAAACAAACACAACUAAAACCUCUUUUAAGCACUUUGAAACUAACUUUUACUCUUUGUUUAACUACCUG